Messenger RNA from Acaromyces ingoldii, 1008 nucleotides. RefSeq names its product putative NADPH-dependent beta-ketoacyl reductase. The record is from RefSeq and is a predicted model, not a curated record. Lineage: Eukaryota; Fungi; Basidiomycota; Exobasidiomycetes; Exobasidiales; Cryptobasidiaceae. The transcript has 6 exons. Bases 1 to 906 code for a protein of 301 amino acids.
AUGUCCAACUCGGCUCUCCCUGACCUGAACGUGGGCACGCUCUUCUCGCAAGAGGGAAAGGUCGUCGUGAUCACGGGCGGCGGAACCGGUCUGGGCCUGAUGAUGGCCACUGCGUUUGUGCAGAAUGGCGCCAAGGUCGUCUACAUUGCCUCGCGCAAGCUCAAGAACCUCGAGGGAGCUGCAAAGAUGCUCAAUGGCAUCCGCGAGGGCUCCGCCGUCCCGCUUGAGGCCGAUCUGACCACGGCAAAGGGCUGCCAGGCGCUGGGGGACGAGAUCAAGCAGAGAGAGAGCACUGUCGAUGUGUUGAUCAACAACAGCGGCGUGUCGUGGGGCAGCGAGAUGGAGAGCACCGACGAGAAAAAGGGCUGGGACAGGGUGUUCGAUGUAAACGUCAAGUCGCUGUUUUAUCUCACCGUUGCUCUCCUUCCUUUGCUCGAGAAGAACACGAGCCCAAGCUCACCUGCUAGCGUCAUCAACAUUUCUUCCAUCUACGGCAGCCUCCCCUUUGCAAACAUGCCGACGCUGCCAGUGGCGUCGAUGGGUGCAUGGUCCUACCUCGCCUCAAAGGCCGCCGCCUCGCACUUGACACGCACCCUCAGCGUCAAGCUCAAGCCACGCAACGUAAACGUCAAUGCGCUCGCUCCAGGCUUCUUCCCCAGCAACAUGACGAGCACCGCAAGGGACGACUCGCUCGCGCGCUCCCACCCGGCCGGCCUUGCUGGCGAGGCAAAGGACAUUGCCGCGCCCGCGCUCCUCCUUGCCGGCUCGGGCGGCGCUCACCUCAGCGGCAUCACCAUCACAACUGACGGCGGCGCCUCCCUCGUGCCGCCGCAUGUCUUUCCCAAGGACAUUGCAAAGCUUCACAUGCCUCCUGAGCGCUUCGAGCGGCUCCUGGCAAAGCUGUGAGCAUUCCUCCAACUAGCUGGUCUUUAAUGACAUGCACAAGUCGUACGUGAGAGAGACAAGGCAUUGCAGAGUUGCAUGAAGCUUCUGUUACAGGACGAGCCU